Molecule: messenger RNA, 4998 nt
Organism: Myotis brandtii (Brandt's bat)
Lineage: Eukaryota; Metazoa; Chordata; Mammalia; Chiroptera; Vespertilionidae
Gene: SH3RF1
Product: SH3 domain containing ring finger 1
Exons: 11
Coding region: 86-2728 (880 amino acids)
Biological process (GO): positive regulation of JNK cascade; positive regulation of proteasomal ubiquitin-dependent protein catabolic process; protein ubiquitination
Cellular component (GO): cytosol
Molecular function (GO): protein binding; ubiquitin protein ligase activity
Source: RefSeq, a predicted model, not a curated record
UCUGAAAUGGAUGUUACAUGAAUCACUUUAAGGGCUGCAUACAACUAUGAACAUUUCUGAAGCUUUCCCUCAGUAAACGAUCAAGAUGGAUGAAUCUGCCUUGUUGGAUCUUCUGGAGUGUCCUGUGUGUCUAGAGCGGCUGGAUGCUUCUGCCAAGGUUUUGCCUUGCCAGCACACGUUUUGCAAACGGUGUUUGCUGGGGAUCGUAGGUUCCCGAAAUGAACUCAGAUGUCCCGAGUGCAGGACUCUGGUUGGCUCCGGCGUCGAGGAGCUUCCAAGUAACAUCCUGCUGGUCAGACUUCUGGAUGGUAUCAAGCAGAGGCCUUGGAAGCCUGGCCCUGGUGGGGGCAGUGGGACGAACUGCACCAGUGCAUUGAGAGUCCAGAGCAGCUCGGUGGCUAACUGCAGCUCGAAAGAUCUGCCGAGCUCCCAGGGUGGACAGCAGCAGCGUGUGCAAGCCUGGAGCCCCCCAGUGAGGGGUAUACCUCAGUUACCAUGUGCCAAAGCAUUAUACAACUACGAAGGGAAAGAGCCUGGAGACCUUAAAUUCAGCAAAGGUGACAUCAUCAUUCUGCGGCGACAAGUGGAUGAAAAUUGGUACCACGGGGAAGUCAACGGGAUCCAUGGAUUUUUCCCCACCAACUUUGUGCAGAUUAUCAAACCGUUACCUCAGCCCCCACCUCAGUGCAAAGCACUUUAUGACUUUGAGGUGAAAGACAAGGAAGCAGACAAAGAUUGCCUUCCAUUUGCAAAGGAUGAUGUUCUGACUGUGAUCCGCAGAGUGGAUGAAAACUGGGCUGAAGGAAUGCUGGCAGACAAAAUAGGAAUAUUUCCAAUUUCAUAUGUCGAGUUUAACUCGGCCGCUAAGCAGCUGAUAGAAUGGGAUAAGCCUCCUGGGCCAGGAGCUGAUGCUGGAGAAGGCACCUCGGCAGCAGCUCAGGGCAGCACUGUCUCAAAGCACUCCGACACCAAGAAGAACACCAAAAAGCGGCACUCCUUCACGUCCCUCACCAUGGCCAACAAAUCCUCCCAGGCGUCCCAGAACCGCCACUCCAUGGAGAUCAGCCCCCCUGUCCUCAUCAGCUCCAGCAACCCCACGGCCGCCGCGCGGAUCAGCGAACUGUCCGGGCUCUCCUGCAGCGCCCCUUCUCAGGUUCAUAUAAGUACCACCGGGUUAAUUGUGACCCCACCCCCAAGCAGCCCAGUGACAACUGGCCCUUCGUUCACAUUCCCAUCAGAUGUCCCCUACACAGCUGCACUUGGAACUAUGAACCCUCCUCUGCCCCCGCCCCCUCUCCUGGUCUCCACACCGCCUGGCGCUGCUGCUGCUGCUGCUGCUGGAACAGGACCCAGGCCCACAGCGGGGCCCACUGACCAGAUUGCACAUUUACGACCUCAGACUCGCCCCAGCGUGUAUGUUGCUAUAUAUCCAUACACUCCCCGGAAAGAGGAUGAGCUGGAGCUGAGGAAAGGGGAGAUGUUUUUAGUGUUUGAACGUUGCCAGGAUGGCUGGUUCAAAGGGACAUCGAUGCAUACCAGCAAGAUCGGGGUUUUCCCUGGUAAUUAUGUGGCACCCGUCACAAGGGCGAUGACAAAUGCUUCCCAAGCUAAAGUUCCUGUGUCUACAGCUGGUCAGACAAGUCGGGGGGUGACCAUGGUCAGUCCCUCCACUGCAGGAGGGCCUGCCCAGAAGCUCCAGGGAAAUGGUAUGGCCGGGAGUCCCAAUGUGGUCCCCACAGCAGUGGUGUCAGCAGCUCACAUGCACACGAGUCCUCAGGCUAAGGUCUUGUUGAACAUGACGGGGCAGAUGACGGUCAACCAGGCCCGCAAUGCUGUGAGGACAGUUUUGGCACACAACCAAGAACGCCCUACGGCAGCGGUGACGCCCAUCCAAGUACAGAAUGCCAGCGGGCUAGGCCCUGCGUCUGUGGGCCUGCCCCAUCACCCCUUGGCCUCCCCACAGCCUCCACCUCCGAUGGCUGCCAUCAAUAUGGGUCGAGCCAGCGCCCCCUUAGCCUGUGCUGCAGCAGCUUCAAUCACCUCCCCCAGCCUCACCUCCACCUCCCUGGAGACGGAGCCCAGCAGCCAGAUAAUGGCCAUUCUCUCUGGACUUCCCACCUCUCCUGACAGCGCUUCAUCAGCUUGUGGGAACAGUUCAGCAGCCAAACCAGACAAAGAUAGUAAAAAAGAAAGAAAGGGUUUGUUGAAGUUGCUUUCUGGCGCCUCCACCAAACGGAAGCCCCGAGUGUCCCCUCCAGCCUCACCCACCCUGGAAGUGGAGCUGGGUGGUGGCGGUGGAGGCUGCAGCGAGUUGCCUCUGCAGGGAGCAGUGGGUCCCGAGCUGCCGCUAGGGGGCGCCCACGGCAGGGCGGGCUCCUGCCCCAUGGAUGGAGAUGGUCCCGCCCAGGCGGUGGCUGUGGGAGCAGCUCUGGCCCAGGAGGUCCUUCAUCGCAAGACUAGCUCCCUGGACUCUGCCGUUCCCAUCGCCCCACCUCCACGACAGCCGUGCUCCUCCCUGGGCUCCGUCAUGAAUGAGUCUAGGCCUGUUGUGUGUGAAAGGCACAGGGUGGUGGUGUCCUAUCCUCCUCAGAGUGAGGCCGAACUUGAACUUAAGGAGGGAGAUAUUGUGUUUGUUCAUAAAAAACGAGAGGACGGCUGGUUCAAAGGCACGUUGCAACGCAACGGAAAAACUGGCCUUUUCCCAGGAAGCUUUGUGGAGAACAUCUGAGGAGACUCACCUUGGGAAGGCUUCAAAUCCUAUCACUCCACAAGAUAGCACAGCGCGAUGUCACAGGGAGAGCACAUCGGUGGACUUCUGGGUGGCCGGGAGACGAGCGGAGGACGGGCGUGUGACCCCAGGGCCCCAACACAUGUAGACCAGCAAGCGGCGUGACGAGAGCGUGGUUGUGGGUUUUGUCACUCUGGAUUCGGAUGUGGAAGGCGUGCCUUGUACUGUCUGAUUGACUACAGAGAAACCUUUUUUUUUUUUUAAAGAUAUAUAGCUAAAAUGGACAUUGUUUACAAGGCUUAACUAAUUUAUUUGCUGUUUUAAACUUGAAUUUUUCUCGUUAUAGAUCAAUUCUUUGGGUUAUGAUUUUAAGGAAUUAUUAAUUUAUGAAAUGAUAGCCAAGGAGAAGCUGGAUUCUCUCCUGUUGAGAGCAAGAGAUUCUUUUUAACAGAGAAUGAACUCCCCCUUCCCCACACCGGUGUUUUUUUUCCUUUUUUUUUUUUUUGCUUUUGCUUUUUCAAGACAGAAAUGCCAGUUCUCUGAUUUGGUUUUCCUCUUCGGGAAACCAAAAUGUGCAACUGAAUCAGUACCAAUAAGGGCCUGGGGUUGGGAGACAGAAACUUGAGAAAAGAGACGUUAACGAUUGCUUGUCUUUCUGGUUUGAUCAGGAAUCGCCUUAAGACCUAGUCCUCGAUUUAAUUUUGUGGGUUUUUUUAAUUUUCCAAGAGUGAAAGCAAUGAAGCGAUAAGGAAGAGUAAAGCACAACCCUUGAACAACAAAAAAAAAUGUAUUCAGAAAUCAAUUUAGUUUUAUAAUGAAGCAGCUCGAUUUCAUUGGUUGGCAAUUGGAAAAUCUGAAGUUGGACUCCUGUCUGAGAAUGGCUGUGAAAUGUUGUGUGCCCGUUUUACCUUAAGUGGUCUGCAUGCCCAGGACACAGUAAAGCGUUUGUGAGAUAGUGGUGGUCCGUGAUGCACUCGUGCGGAAGUCAGUGGCUAUGAGAAACACUGUGAAACGUUUACAUACACCCAUCGUGAGUCCUUUCCCACGUGUGCAUGUGGCUGGGUGGGUUCCCACAGUAAUGUCUGCUGUGCAUGGUCUGUAUAUUUCAUUGCAAUUUCCUGUCGAGGUGAGUUUGUGCUCGGAAUUGACCGAUGCAGGAGCUGGAAAAUAAACAGUACUCUUUUCUCUACCCCAAAGCCACUACUGACCAAUUUCUCUGAGUACACUCCCUCUCUCCCUGGCCAAGGUGUCCGUCAGCCAUGACGCAAGUGAUUAGUGAAAAUGGUCCUUUAUCUGUGCUCCCAGCUGCGGAGGGAUGUCAGGGGUGAGCCAGGAGGCCGCUGCUCUCACUGUUCUCUCGCAGCCCUGGGAGGCUUGGCCGAGGGAGGGUGCCCACACCUUACAAUUGUGGCGGGAUCCAGCUGAGCCUGUCUUUUUAUAUCCGUUCUUUGAUGUCAUCGGCCUCUUCUACCCAUUUCAUUCCCGUGCCACGCAGUCGUGGGGCUGAGUAGUCCUAAAAAACAAAACAAAAGGAGGGAAGACAGCCUGGGAGUGAAUGAAAUCAUUGCCACAGUUUCCUCAUGAGCAAACAAACACAAAAACCUUUUUAUUUCUUACUUUUAAGAAUUACAACUGGGAAAUAGAAACACGAACAGAAAAGUCUUCUUGCAACAGCAGGAGGUUUCAUGGUCUUAAAAAGAUAUACGAUGUGGUUGAAAUGAAAUCAUUCCUAAAUUAACCAUUUUUUUUAUAAGACACUGUACAUUAUGUUCCUGUGUGUUGAAUUUUUUAAAAAAUACUUUACUUGGAUAUUCAUGUAAUAUAUAAAGGUUUGGUGAGAUGAACUUUAGUUAGGAAAAAAAAAGCUGUCAUCAGCUUUCAUCUGUGUAAGUUGACACCAAUGUGUCAUAAUAUUCUUUAUUUUGGGAAAUUAGUGUAUUUUAUAAAAAUUUUAAAAAGUAAAAAGACUACUACAGGUUAAGAUAAUUUUUUUACCUGUCUUUUCUCCAUAUUUUAAGCUAUGUGGUUGAAGUACCUCUGUUAAUAGUUUCCUGGUAUGAAGUUGGUUAAAAUUUCAUCUGUUAAUAGAUCACUUAGAUAAUAUAAUGUAUGGGUUUUUCUAUUGGUUUUGGGGGGCGACAAUAGCUGGAGAUUUUGUAACAAGGGCUUGUUACACGUUGGUAGGGUGAUGAUUAAAUUGCCAUUUAUCAUGUUAAUAAUUUGAAGACUGGAGAAAAGGUUCAAGAUUAAAAUUUGAUGUUCAUCCUUUA